AUGGAAUAAGUAAAUACUAUUUAAAAAUCUGAAUAAAGUCCAUAAUUAAAAUCAAACAAAAAUAACAAUUAAAAUUACUUACAAAAUUUUAUAAAAGAAGAAAUAAUAGGUUAAGGUUCAUACGGUUUAGUAUAUAAGGUUCGUACAAAACAAGGCGAAUGCAAAGCCAUGAAAGAAAUAAAUAAAAGUCUUUUAAAUAAAGAGAAAAAAAUGCACUAAAUUUUUAUGGAAAAAAUAACUAGAUACUUUAAACAUCCUGGAAUUCCUAAAUUUUCAUCUUGUUUUUAAGCAAAUGAAAAUAUCUAUUUUAUCACUGAAUAUGCUUCUGGAGGGAAUUUUUCCUCUAUUAUAUCUAAACAAAAACUCAAUUUUUAACAAAUUAGAUAUUUUUCAGCCCAGCUGAUACUUAUAUUAGAAUAUUUGCACAUAAACGGUUUCUCCCAUAGAGACUUUAAGCCCGAAAACAUGGUUAUAACUUCCGAAGGGCACAUUUAAUUAAUUGAUUUUGGCACUUUAAACGAUUAUGCGCCUUCCUUAAUCAAAGAAGAAAUCCUUAAAGACGAAAUAAAAUUUGUUUGCCCUGAAAUGGUAUUAGAAGAAAAUUGUGAUGCAAAUGGUGAUUUGUGGGCUUUUGCGUGCAUUUUAUAUAAACUUUUUACUUAAAAAACUCCAUUUUGGGAUUAAUAAGAGCUAUAAAUAUACGAGAAAAUUAAAUAAGCGAAUUUUAAUUGCUAGCAUGAAAAAAUACCAUAAAAAGCUUAAAAUUUAAUUAAUCAAAUGCUAAAAUAAGAAUAAUAAGAAAGAUUAGGCUAUAUUCAUAUUCAUGAAAAUUUAACUUAAAAAGAAGUUUUAGAAGCUUAUUCUUAAAUUAAAAAUCAUGAAUUUUUUUAAGGAUUUAAUUGGGAAUAGGCUUUUUAGUGUAAUGUACCAGAUUAUAUAUAGUGCUUAAUGAAAUAAUUAGAUAAUGGAAUAGGUUUUGAGGGUAAUAUGGUUAAAAAAAAGAAGAUUUUAGCAAUUUUUAAUGUCCAUAAGGUGAAAUAUAUUAUCGUUUAUAAAGGAAAACCUGGAAAAUUAGUGUAUUUUAGUGACAAAAGUAAAAGUAAGUAAUAAAAAAUAGUUGUUUUAGAUAAAGAGUGUGUUUUAGAGUUAGAAAACGAAGAUGAGGUAUAUUUUUAAAUUUAAGGCAGUAAAAAGAAAUUGAUUUUCAAAUAAUAAAAUAAUGGUUAAGCUUUAUAAUUAUAUAAUAUUUGUAAGAAAAUUAUAUAAGAUAAUUAACAAUUAUGA
Messenger RNA from Ichthyophthirius multifiliis, 1284 nucleotides. RefSeq names its product protein kinase domain protein. Gene Ontology annotation, biological process: peptidyl-serine phosphorylation; intracellular signal transduction. The record is from RefSeq and is a predicted model, not a curated record. Gene Ontology annotation, molecular function: protein serine/threonine kinase activity; ATP binding. The transcript is spliced from 2 exons. Lineage: Eukaryota; Ciliophora; Oligohymenophorea; Hymenostomatida.